Messenger RNA from Lolium rigidum, 1439 nucleotides. Its product is annotated as myosin-binding protein 7-like. NCBI's taxonomy places the organism in Eukaryota, Viridiplantae, Streptophyta, Magnoliopsida, Poales, Poaceae. The record is from RefSeq and is a predicted model, not a curated record. The coding region runs from base 66 to 1163 and encodes 365 amino acids. The transcript has 3 exons.
CGGUCGCGGCGACGCCGGGGAUCCGCGGCGGGGGAUCGGAUCCCGCGGCACACAUACAUGCCUCGAUGGACCAGCACGCCGACUCCUCCCCCUCCUCCUCCUCCGAGCCGCGGCGGUCGGUGAAGCGGCGCCCGCCGGCCGGAUCGCCGGAGCUCUCGCCGCGGGCCGCGGGCGGGGAGGCGGCGGAGCUGAUCCGGCGCCUGGAGGAGCUGGAGUCCACGGCCGCGCGGCUGCGGGGCGAGAAGGAGGCGCUGGAGGACUCGGCCCGCGGCCUGCAAGGCGAGCUGGAGGCCGAGCGCGCCUCCGCCGAGACGGCCGCCAGCGAGGCCAUGCUCAUGAUCGAGCGCCUGCAGCGCGAGAAGGCCGCCGCGCAGAUGGAGGCGCGCCAGUUCAAGCGCUACGCCGAGGGCCGCGCCGACCACGAGCGCGAGGUGCAGGAGGAGAUCGCCUCGCUCUCCGACCUCGCCGCGUCAUACCACUCCCGGCUCCAGUCCCAUGGGAUCGACCCCGACACCUUCUCCGACGAGGAGGACGAGGAGCUCUACGAGGAGCAGCGCGGCCAUCUGGAGCACAGCGACCUGCUAAGCAGCGCCAUGGUCGCGCCAGAGGAAGAUGCAAACGGCGGCGACUUGCUGAGCAGCGCCAUGGACGUCAAAGCCAUGGUCGACGAGGAGGAACAAGAGCAAUCUAUUGCCCCCGUGGAGAAAGAGUUCGAGUACACGGUGGAUGUCAGGUGCGCGAGCCCAACGAUGGCGGCCGUGGCGGUGGUGGGGGAGUACACUGGGGACGAUGUAGCUGGCAAUGCUGAGGGUUUAUAUGCCAGGGUAGAGGCGCUGGAGGCGGACAGAGCAGCCAUGCGAAGAGAGAUGGCGGCGCUGCGGGCGGAGAGAGCGCAGCUGGUCAUGGCCAGGGAGAUGGCACGGCGGCUCUGCUGGGAGGUGGUUUCUGAGCAAAAAAGCGAUGUGAAGAAGGCGGUUGUCCCAGCAAGGAGCUUCUCGGCGUUAGGAAUUUGCAAGUGGGUGCUCUCAAUUAUCUUUCGGAGAAGAAGUUCUACCGUCAGGUAUACCUUUGGCUUGUCAACUACGUUCCUUGGCCUCCUGCUGCUCCUUGACAGAUCCACCAUGUUGAGUCCAUGGCGACGUCUUCCUAGGCCACAGCGAUGACCACGGCCUUCUCCAUCCCAUAUCCAAACACCUGUAAAUGCAGAACUUUGAGUGGAUUGUUAUCACUCUAUUUUGCGCAUGUAUUGCAUUCAUUGAUGAUCCAUUUCUUUUUGUUUGGUAUGGUAUAGUGUAUUUGAGAUGUAAGUUUUGGUUUUCAAGCUUCGAGCUUGUUGUAUAGUGUGUUAUUGAGACUACUAGGCUUGCAUAGCUGGUGUAAUCUGGAGUUAAACUGACAUACUCUGCAUAGUGCAUGUGACAGUGAGUUGUUGAAUCUGA